AUGAUGCUGAACCGAUUCUGAAACGAUUGCCGCUUUCUCACUUGCCGGAGCGCAGUGGCAGAGAGAGGUGUCGGUUUGUAAGGGGACUUUACAACCUUCAGAGCAUCUGGAGAGAUUUCCUCACAGGGCAGAAGGCAGGGUUAGCUCACUACUAACGUAGAGAGACUGCUACCGUGCAAAUGUGAGGGAGGGCGGAGGUGCUUAAGCAGGUGGGUCAGGCUGCAGCAAGUAUUUAGGAAGACCAAGGCUGUGGUGGCAGAGCAAAGACCCAUCUGUUUCAUCGUUUGUUUGUUUAUUCCUCCUCCUCCUCAUGCCUUCCCCCUCCCUUAAAUCCAGGGACCGUUCACGCCUCUUGCAAAUGAGAUUUGGGCGAUGCUGAGAGAACAGCGUGUUGCAUGGCGUGUAUGUGCAUGCAUUCGCGGGGGUAGGAUACUCAGCCCUCAGCAUUUGCCUGUGAGCAGAAGAAAAUAGGAUGUACCUAUAACUGGAGGAGUGACAAUGCUAGCCGAGUGGGGCUCACCUGCUGGUGAUCUUUGCAGAGGCAUUUGAGGAUUAUUCAGCUCCAGAAGGUCCGUGUGAGGAGUGCUAUCUCUGCCGGGGCUGAAAAUAGGAGGUGCCUGCCCCUACCUGUCUUAAUUAUUGCCACCAAAAGGACCAUUUUGCCACGCUGUGGGAAGAAGCGCUUGCUGCCACUGACAAGGGUAUGAGGAUUAUGACCUCAUGUGCAGCUCUGCAUAGAUGUCCACUUGGAGCUGACGGUGACUCCUUAGAGAACAGAUGCCAACUCCUGGUUAACAAUCAGUAUAGUGCUCCUUCUAUCAAGAAGAUUUGAUAACUGCUUUUCACCAGCUCUCCAACUUUUUUUCCAUCAUGUUGUCUCUACCAGCCUAAAAUUUCCUAAAAUGGUCCUUCUGCUGCUCCUUGCAAUCCUGCUGUUGAAGGAAGAUGUCUGUGGGAACUUCGGGCUUUUUGUUUCAGCACAGGCAAAUGAGAGAAGAGUGGUUGCACACAUGCCUGGUGAUAUUAUCAUUGGAGCUCUAUUCUCUGUCCAUCAUCAACCAACUGUUGACAAAGUUCAUGAGAGGAAAUGUGGAGAGGUAAGAGAGCAGUAUGGGAUUCAGAGAGUGGAGGCAAUGCUACAUACCCUUGACAGAAUUAAUUUGGACCCCACACUGUUGCCAAAUAUAACAUUAGGAUGUGAAAUAAGGGACUCCUGCUGGCAUUCUGCUGUGGCUUUGGAGCAGAGCAUUGAGUUUAUAAGGGACUCUCUGAUUUCUUCUGAAGAAGAGGAAGGGAUGGUGCGAUGUGUGGAUGGAUCAUCAUCGUCUUUCCGCUCCAAGAAACCCAUUGUUGGUGUCAUUGGGCCUGGCUCCAGCUCUGUUGCUAUCCAGGUCCAGAACUUGUUGCAGCUUUUCAAUAUACCUCAGAUUGCUUAUUCUGCCACAAGCAUGGACCUAAGUGACAAAACUCUGUUCAAGUAUUUUAUGAGAGUGGUGCCAUCUGAUGCACAGCAAGCAAAGGCGAUGGUGGACAUUGUCAAACGCUAUAACUGGACCUAUGUUUCUGCUGUACACACUGAAGGAAACUAUGGUGAAAGUGGAAUGGAAGCUUUCAAAGAUAUGGCAGCCAAGGAAGGGAUCUGCAUUGCACACUCCUACAAGAUCUACAGCAAUGCUGGCGAACAGAGCUUUGACAAGCUGCUGCGAAAGCUUCGGAGCCACCUGCCCAAGGCAAGAGUGGUUGCCUGCUUCUGUGAAGGCAUGACUGUAAGAGGCCUCUUGAUGGCUAUGAGGCGCCUGGGACUUGCUGGAGAGUUUUUGCUGCUAGGCAGUGACGGCUGGGCAGACAGGUAUGAUGUGACAGAAGGGUACCAGAAUGAAGCUGUUGGUGGGAUAACAAUCAAGCUGCAGUCUCCAGAUGUGAAAUGGUUUGAUGAUUACUACCUACAGCUUCGGCCAGAAACCAACCAUCGGAAUCCGUGGUUUCAGGAAUUUUGGCAGCACAGAUUCCAGUGCCGGCUGGAAGGUUUUCCUCAAGAGAACCCUAAAUACAACAAGACUUGCACAAGCCAGAUGACUCUGAGGACGCAGCAUGUUCAGGACUCCAAGAUGGGCUUUGUAAUCAAUGCAAUUUACUCCAUGGCCUACGGGCUCCACAACAUGCAGCUGUCCUUGUGCCCAGGCUACGUGGGCCUCUGUGAUGCCAUGAAGCCCAUAGAUGGUCGGAAACUCCUGGAAUCCCUCAUGAAGACUAACUUUACCGGGGUCUCCGGGGACAUGAUCUUGUUUGAUGAGAAUGGGGACUCACCAGGAAGAUAUGAAAUCAUGAAUUUUAAACAAAUGGGGAAGGACUACUUUGAUUAUAUCAAUGUUGGCAGCUGGGACAAUGGUGAGCUGAAAAUGGACGAUGAUGAAAUAUGGUCAGAGAAAAGUAAUAUCAUCAGAUCUGUGUGCAGUGAACCCUGUGAAAAAGGCCAGAUAAAGGUGAUCCGUAAAGGAGAAGUGAGUUGCUGUUGGACCUGCACUCCUUGUAAAGAAAAUGAAUAUGUCUCUGAUGAAUACACGUGCAAAGCCUGCCAGCUCGGCUCCUGGCCCAACGAGGACCUCACAGGUUGUGACCUCAUCCCAGUCCAGUAUCUCAGAUGGGGCGACCCCGAACCAAUUGCAGCCGUUGUUUUUGCAUGCCUGGGUCUGUUGGCCACCCUGUUUGUUACAAUCGUAUUCAUAAUGUACCGUGACACUCCAGUGGUCAAAUCAUCCAGCCGAGAACUUUGCUACAUCAUUCUGGCCGGCAUCUGCUUGGGUUACUUGUGCACUUUCUGUCUGAUUGCAAAACCUCAACAGAUUUACUGUUACCUUCAGCGAAUUGGCAUCGGCCUCUCACCGGCUAUGAGCUAUUCUGCUCUAGUAACUAAAACCAACCGCAUUGCAAGAAUUCUGGCUGGAAGCAAGAAGAAAAUUUGUACAAAGAAACCUAGGUUCAUGAGUGCCUGCGCCCAGCUGGUUAUCGCAUUUAUCUUGAUAUGUAUACAACUAGGCAUCAUAGUCGCCCUCUUUAUAAUGGAGCCACCAGAUAUAAUGCAUGAUUACCCAAGCAUCCGAGAGGUCUACCUGAUUUGUAACACCACCAACUUGGGUGUUGUGACUCCCCUUGGAUAUAAUGGGUUAUUAAUUUUGAGCUGCACCUUUUACGCAUUUAAGACAAGAAAUGUCCCAGCGAAUUUCAACGAAGCAAAAUAUAUUGCCUUCACCAUGUAUACCACUUGCAUCAUUUGGCUGGCUUUUGUGCCAAUAUAUUUUGGAAGCAACUACAAGAUAAUCACCAUGUGUUUCUCAGUGAGUCUGAGUGCCACGGUGGCCCUUGGCUGUAUGUUUGUGCCCAAGGUCUACAUCAUCCUCGCUAAGCCAGAGAGGAACGUGCGCAGUGCGUUCACCACAUCGACGGUAGUCCGCAUGCACGUGGGCGACGGAAAGUCAUCGUCAGCUGCCAGCCGCUCCAGCAGCCUGGUGAACCUGUGGAAAAGAAGAGGAUCAUCUGGUGAAACGCUUAGGUACAAAGGCAGGAGACUGGCCCCCCCGCACAAGUCGGAAAUAGAGUGUUUCACCCCAAAAGGGAGUAUGGGGAAUGGUGGGCGAGCUACAAUGACCAGUGAAGAAUCUGUUUGCAUUCCAGACUGUAAUCGUUCUGAGUCAAGUAGAGAGGAGAAAAAGGUUCCUGUUAAAGAGGAUGCCCUAACAGUCAAAAAGACUGGAAACUGUGUCAGUCUAAUAGUUCCACAGCAAGACUGUCAGCUGCAAGACCUACUCAAACACUCUAAUGGGAAAUCGGUUUCCUGGGCCCAGAACGAGAAAAGCAGCCGAGGAGCACACCUUUGGCAGAGGUUGUCAGUCCACAUCAACAAAAAAGAGAACCCCAACCAAACUGCAGUGAUCAAGCCUUUUUCUAAAAGCACAGAUAGUAGCCGACACAGUAGCAGCGCUACGUUUCCUGAGGCUAGUGCCAAAACGCUUUAUGACGUUUCGGAAGCCGAAGAGCAAUACCCAGCUCAGUACCGACCACAGACUCCCUCACCAAUCAGCACUUUGAGCCACAGAACUGCCUCUGUCAGCCGAACAGAAGAUGAAGCCCCUACCUUCCAGUCAGAACCUCCUCAGCGAAGUAGCUCCUCUCAAGGCUCCCUCAUGGAGCAGAUCAGUAGUGUUGUUACUCGCUUCACAGCCAAUAUCAGCGAGCUGAACUCUAUGAUGCUUUCAACAUCUACUCCAGGGACAAUGGGGGCUGCUCCUCUCUGCUCUUCAUACCUGAUUCCACGGGAAAUCCAGCUCCCUACAACAAUGACCACGCUCGCAGAGAUCCAACCGCUUCCUGCCAUUGAAGUCAAUGGCGCUUCACAGUCUGCUAGGAAACCUUCAAAUGACAGCAUCAAAGAAGGCACUUCAGAGACCCCAACAGCCAAGCAAGACCUGGAGGAGUUGGUGGCUUUAACUCCUCCUUCUCCUUUUAGAGACUCUAUCGAUUCUGGGAGUGCAUCUCCCAGCUCUCCAGCUUCUGAAUCAGCUCUCUGUAUCCCGUCCUCCCCCAAAUAUGACACACUCCUUAUCAGAGAUUACACUCAAAGUUCUUCUUCGCUGUGAAUGUAGUUCAAGACGACUUUGGAUCUCGACAACUACAAGCAAGUAGUGAGGGGACAGCCAAGUCUUCAAGGUCUCCAGUGUUUACGCAGACAGAGUGAGAGGCAUUGGGUCAUCUUGAGAUUGAGAAAUGGAAGGGAAGAAGUGGAAUCACUUGAGAGGUGGAAACAUCAGAUUAAUUAUGCUGAUUUAAAGACAAAAUGACUCUUGGCAGAUUAUCGUGGCCUUAAAAAAACAUGGGCUUUUCAGAAACACUGAAUCUAUUUUUGAGGGCUUAUAAGGAGUCUGUUAAUCCAGUUACAUACCAAGUGCUUUGCUUUAGUAUUACAAUGAACUGUGUGUACAAUAUAGGGGACGGGGGGCGGGGAACUAGAUUGUAAACAACUGUACAAUGGUUUGUUUGUUUACUCUGAUCCCUUACCCAGAAGUGAACCUUGAUCUUUUAUCAAGAAUAGAAGACCAAACAUUGAAUGUACAUUUUCUAACAGACUCAAAUCUGGGACCAACCUGUCAAGCUUUCUUUCUUUCUUUUUUUUUUUCUAUGAAGAUCUCAAAAAGCAGAAAUGUAUGUUCAAAAACUACAAAACUUUUUGCUGAAGAAUAUUGUGUCUGUGAUACGUUACACGUGGAUAACACUAAGCUGAGGCUUUGCAGUGAGUGACUGCAAUAUGGAGGGCUUUACAAGUGACUUCUCAACCUACGCAUUUGUUUAUGAAAUUCUCUUCUAUCAGUAUCAAAAGAUCAAUUUGUUAACAUUGGAUUCACCCUCACAACAAAACCCAAGGAAGAUUUCCUGACUAUUUCACCAUGUUGCCAACUAAUAAUGAAGUAGCAAAAAAUAUUUUCUGGAGUACUGUUUUGUAAUUCCCUUAUCAGGGCAAGUUGUUGAGAUGAAUAUUCUCUUUCUAGCAGCACUACUAAGCUAUAUUAUAGCUGCAUUCCCUAUUGAAAUUAACACAUUUUUAUGGACAUCCUCGUGAUAAUGUUACCAGUAAAAAUACUUAUUCAGAUACCCAUCUUUGCUUGUGACAAACAGGUAAACACCCUAAGGAUUUUCUCCAUCCUUUGAAUGACAGAAUUCUAGGAUAUCAAUUUGGUUUAUGAUGAAUGCUAACUGUCAGUGGGAAAAGUUGUCAUAAUCAUAAUUUAUAUAUAUAUAUAUACAUAUAUAUAUAUAGAGAAAAAGCCCUGUGUCAAAGUCUGCUUAGAUGUGAUUAAGCUACUCUUUAAUAAGCAACAAUUUUAAACUUUGUUUUGCUGCUGAUGCCCUGCAGCUAUGAACAGAGACAAAAAAAAAAAAAGAAAAAAAUACAUUCAAAGCAAUACAGAGUAAAGGUUAAAACAAAGAAGACCUAAUGAGAUAUGAACUAACAAAAUCUUUGUUUCUUAGCAACUCACAGAAGAAACAAGGGGAUUCCUCAAUUUUUUUUUUCCUAUAUCAAGGUAGGACAGUUUAGUGCACUUCAUACUGUCACUGCACUUUUUUAAUACAGGCAGGGAAGAGUUUUAAAGUUUGAAUAGUAGCUAAAUAAUUUUUGAUAGGUGUAGUUACAUAGAACUCGUAAGUCAGACCCUAAACGCACACUGUAUUGGCUCUCUUCUUCAUGACAUAGCUGUCCUCAGGUGCCAAAAUUUUAUGGGUUUGUUUUAUUUUAUUGAAGGAUAGCAUGAAGUGAUGAAUAAUGUACUUCAAUUCAAAGUUGAAUUGAUGUAGCCUUAUAUAGAAGACAGCCUCAAGGAAGGGAGCCUUGAAAUAAGGCUGCUAUAUUUUAUUUUCAAAACCUUUAGAUCUUGUUUCUUCGAAGAUAACAAAUAUUUUGUAAUCAAAAUUCAUACCUCCUUUUUCUCCCCCCAUGUUCAAAAUAAAUAUUUGAUCAAACAAGUAAAAGAUUAAAGCACAUUCACAUAGUUUAGCAAAGAGCAUUUUCUAUUCCUUUGGGAUGCUUGUUUCACUAUUAUGUGUUGCACCCCAAUCUGCUGCUCAACAACAUUUAAAAAUGAAAAGGAAUAGAUGACUGAAUCCAGAUCAGCACUUGACAGAGAUACUCUAGUGACUCUAGAGCCAGACAGUGUUAUCCAGUUGCAGUCUGGGCAUGCUUGUUUUGUCAGGUACAGUCAUUUAUCAGCUUUGCCUAUAGCAUGAACAGGCAGGUCACAAAACAGCUCUACUCCAGAAGGCAGAUCCCUACACUAAGGCAUGACUGAAGGUCCUUGUUGCCCAUAUGCAGUUCUUGCCUCCUCGCACGACUGAUCAGCACGGACUCAGCUCUGUGCAGCUGCACGGUUCCCAGACUAGAGCUCAGUUUUGCCCUCUUGGUUCACAGUACUAGCAUGUCUCCUCAUUCCCUAGCUGCCCAUGUCUUCAGGAGAAAGCAUCUUCUGUCACAGAUUACAACCCACAUUUAAGAGAAAAGCAUGUCCAAUCAGUCUGUGAUACAAACACUCUUAUUAGAGGAGUUUAGACCACUUAAAUGUUGUUCAUGGAAGACUUAUAUGAUAAUAUUUGUCUCCCAUCAGUGCAAUAUUGUUUCAAGAUAAACAGAGUGUACUGAGAUAAUUAAUGUGAAUUUCAAAGGGAUUCUAUUACUACCUGUUCACUUAUUCUUCAAACUAUUGACCAAUGUUCUUACAAGAACAUCCUCCACCUUGAUCUUUCCUUAGCAUUUUAGGUCCCCUGUAGUCUUUUUUUAUGUUGGUGGACAAUAUAAUUGUAUUCCUGCUAAAAUCCGUGGGUUUCGCUGCAAUGUGAAAUAACCAGCAGUGGAAAUAAGGAUUAUACAGACAAACAUAAAAACCUUUCCUCAAAUACAAAACUAGAAAAAAGGAGUGAAAAAUAGAAACUGUCAAGCUCAGCACAAAUAUACCUCUUCUGCUCUCAAACUGCACCAUCCUGGCCAUAGCUAUUGCUCAGAGCUUCCGGACAAUGUUCAUGUACACUGUCAUGAUGAUAUGGGUAUGAGGAUGCACCAUGUGCCCUGAAUGCAUGUUUUAAGAACCUAAAACCCUAAUGUUGUGCAACCCAAAUUUUAAACACUUUUGCUCACUCUCACUAUCGAUGGAGUCAUGUAUCUUUUGCAUACCUAUCAGCCACAGCAGAAAUUUUAAUUGAACAAGGAACCAUGGAUGAACCUUGCUGAGAUAGUACUCUCUUGGAGUCAGUCUAUUUUUAGUGAAAGAUGGGCAACCUUAGGGGCAUUAAAAGAAGGUAGAAUCCAGUUUAAUUGUUCAGACUGGAGUGCAUCAACGUCAUUUUUUAUUAUGUAUUUGAAUUUCAACAAAGGGAGGAAAGGUUUUGAGGAGGAGAAGGCAAAAAUGGUGUAAUACCUGUAGUAAUAAUCCAAAUGAGCCCAGUGGGAAAUUUGCAGGACUGGAAAGUUCUUUGUGAGAAGCUGACGGGUUUGACAUAAGAGAAAAAAUAUGAAUGACAGACAUCAUGACUUCAUUAUGCUGUUUGUAUGCUAGUCUCUGUUUAGGACAUUAAAAUAGAGUGGCAUGGAUUUUCAGACAUAAAUGCAAAAGUUGCAAUCAUGAAAACUUUUCAGUCUAACUAAAGAAUGUGCAAGUACCAACUGAAUGGCUUGAAAUUUGCCUUCCAAUUUAGUGCUGCUGCCGCAAAGGGAAUUAAAGGAUUUGAAACUACUGUCAUCCUUGACCACAGGGACCUCAAAAAAUUCUCUUAUUUCUUUUGUGCUCAAGGCCAACCCUAAAGAGUGAUAGUGUAAUCACCUUUGGAUCUGUGCUUUUGAAAUAAAGUGAGUCAUUCUGGCAGGCCAGUUGGGAAGAAGUCUUUGCAAUACUGAAGAAUUGUAUUUUUAAAUUGUCUCUGAAGAAUGAUUGCAUGACUUUGAAGACGUGCUUCCCUGUACUUCUGUCUGAACAUUUGGUGCCUAGACUCAUGCAGAUACCUUAGACCAGAGAUUUUUAGACCACAGUCCACAAAUCACGUGGUGAUUUCACGUGGUGAAUCAAAUGUUGGUGUUCCAUGGGAGCUGGUUGAUCACAAGGUGCUGGCUUCUUCUAUUGAUUUCCAGCUACAAAAGUGAGAUAGAAACUAAAUGAUAAUUAACUAACUGUUAUAAGCUCUAAAAGAAAAAAAAAAGUUAUGUUAGUUUGCUUGUAUGUCUAUUAAGUUGCUGUGUGUGUAAAAGGAAAACUUUUGUUAAAAAUAGAGAAUAAGAUAUUAAAAGAGAGUAAGCGGGAAGGCCAAUCCAUGACUCUCACUCUGGAUGACAGAGGAGUUCCCCUGUGAAUGUUUUCUUUAGUCUACAAGACCAAACUGAAAGACGGCAUAGCUGUGGGUGCAAGUUCUGUAAAGGAAUGUGUGUAACCUUGUUAUUCUGCUUAAUAAAUCAUUUAUGAGGUGAGAGGAUAAAAGAUGGUAGCAACAGACAGGUAAAAAAUAAAAUAAAAAAGAGCUGGUUCCUUGGGGAAAUCAGAGCACUAUGCUCAGGACUAAUAAUAUGACCACAAAUUUUUUAUUGUAUUGGAGACCAGUGCCAGCGCUCCACAGUAGAGCAAAAAACUAUGUAUUGCAUGGAAUAAUUUUAAGUGCUGAAGUCCUUUGCUGGCACUGGCCCUUAAUCUAUUGGGGUCAAUGGAAUCAUUCUAGAUUAAUAUCCAUAUAAAUAUAAUCAAAGUUGGAUAGUGGCCACUGAAGUCUAGAUUUUAACUAUUUGUUCUGCAGAGAAUGAUAAUGACAGGAUAAUCUUCCCAGUCUAUUUUGAAUCAAAGAGCAGAUGGAUUUUAUUAGGUUAAUUCCUGAAGUUAGGCUUGGUGAAUAGGUCAUUCCUGCCAUUCAUCUUCAUCAGUCCUACUCUAUCUGGUAUCCCAAUGGGAAAUCAUCUGAAUGUGUUUAGGGAUGUGAGUGAACAUAUCCAAAAAUCCCGAGAAUUUUUGUCACAGUUUUCUGGCAGUUUAAUGAAUCUCCAAAAAAGAAGUCAAUACUUUCCAUGAACAAGAAAAUCAUUCAUCUGCUACGCAUUUCAGUGUGCACUUAAUUUAGUAAAGACUGAAGUUGAAUUACAUGAAUUCACUUUUUUUGCUGUGGUUUAUUAUUAUAUCCUCAGUUCAAAUCUCUCCAAUUGCCACUUACAAUUUUAUACUGUGAAAAGGAAAAGAGAUACAGGCCAGUGAAGCAUAAAGGUAAGUAAAAAAUUCAUCUGGAUGAUGAAUUGGUGUAUAUGGCUGGUUUUGUCUCACCUGAGCAAUGACAGUACUAACAAACAAUAAACAUUAAGUCACUCCGAUCUGCCAAAUGGGAACAAAUAUACUAUGUAUAUUACAUGUACUAAUAGGAUUAUAUGGCAGCUGCUGGUGGUAUUUGUAAUUAGAAAUCUAUAUAGAAUAUAGAUGUUUUAGAGAGAUGGUGCCAAUUCCAAAAGAUUUAUGUGGGCUACAAGUGCUUGUAAUUAUUUUUUUUUAAUUUGCUAAUAACUUAUGAAGAACUGGUUUCAAACAUUCUGUGACCGUUUGUUCUUUUUUAUGUUGUUGCUGCUUAUACUAUUAAAACAUAGAGAAUGUAAAGUUAUUAUUUUGAUGUGAACUGAAAAUGAUUUUUCAUAAAAUUUAACAUUUUUAUCAGCUUUGGUUUGCUUUCUACCUGUACAAAUGUAAUUUAUUUUAGCAUUGAAGAAUACACUUGCUUGUUUCUCAAUUGUCUACAUCAUGUUAUAGUUGGUGUUUAUGUAGAGUCAGGUACUUUUUGAACAGUAUUAAAAAGAAUCUGUGAUAUGACUGAAAA
Molecule: messenger RNA, 10371 nt
Organism: Parus major (Great Tit)
Lineage: Eukaryota; Metazoa; Chordata; Aves; Passeriformes; Paridae
Gene: GRM5
Product: glutamate metabotropic receptor 5
Exons: 11
Coding region: 903-4634 (1243 amino acids)
Biological process (GO): trans-synaptic signaling by endocannabinoid, modulating synaptic transmission; G protein-coupled glutamate receptor signaling pathway; regulation of synaptic transmission, glutamatergic
Cellular component (GO): postsynaptic density membrane
Molecular function (GO): adenylate cyclase inhibiting G protein-coupled glutamate receptor activity; G protein-coupled receptor activity involved in regulation of postsynaptic membrane potential
Source: RefSeq, a predicted model, not a curated record